Molecule: messenger RNA, 852 nt
Organism: Leptinotarsa decemlineata (Colorado potato beetle)
Lineage: Eukaryota; Metazoa; Arthropoda; Insecta; Coleoptera; Chrysomelidae
Product: CD63 antigen
Cellular component (GO): plasma membrane
Source: RefSeq, a predicted model, not a curated record
AUAACCGGCAUAGUUCUUAUAUCAGUUGGAGCAUCUAUAAGAGCAAUAUACUCUGAUUACCAUCUUUUUCUCAGUGGAAGCUAUUUUUCUUUGCCAAAUCUUCUGAUAGCAACAGGAUGCUUGAUUUUCUGUAUCUCCUUUUUGGGUUGCUAUGGAGCAAUGAAGCAAAGCUGGGUCAUGCUUAUGGGUUUUUCGAUUUUACUGGGAAUCAUUUUCAUUUUUGAAUUUGCCGCUGGUAUUGCAGGAUACGUUUUGAGAGAUCAAACUUCCAAUUACCUCGAAAACACCAUGAAAGAAAAUAUGAAGUUAUAUCACAAUGAUUCGAGUAUUAGUGACAUAUGGGACACAAUUCAAAAAGAGUUUCAGUGCUGCGGUGUUAUUAACUAUACUGACUGGAUAGUCGAGAACAAAAAGCCUGAUUUACCAAUUUCAUGCUGUCCUGCUAAAAGUGGUACCAUGGGUGGGUUUUAUUGUAAUGAUGUUUCAUCGAUAGUGAUUACAACUACACCGGCGCCAACUACGGCGCCGUCAUCAACGACAAAAAUUGUCCCUCCGCAAUCUCGGAAGAAAAGAGCUUCUGGAACUGAUUCUUCUUUAUUAGCUCCAAUCGACGAUACUAUACUUAACAAUACUUCCGUUAUUCCUUCAAUGUUAGCUGCCAACAACGCUCCUGUUGAUAGCGAAACUACCCCUAUUCCAUCAUCUACUACUCCUGUUGGUAACGAAACUACUCCUAUUCCAUCAUCAACUACUACUCCCUACGGAAUCGGAUGCGAAGCUGCCUUUGGAGAUUUUGUUAGAGCACAUGCAGUUGAUAUUGGAGGGAUAGGGUUUGCUUUGGCCGUUAUUCAG